GCCUGUAAGCAUUUCCUUUUCCCAAUUAAGCAGCAGCCAUGCCAGCACUGGGACUGGGACUGGGACGCAAGGUGAAGCGGAAGGACGCUCACUACCGUCUAAAUGUGCCGCCGCCACCUCAGCCGCAGGGCCAGAGUCACGUUCACCAGGGGCAACAGAGCCACCAGAGUCACCAGCAACAGCAAGCCUCUCAGAUAGACCACGAAGUGCCGCCUUAUUCAUUCGAAGCCAUUAACCACGACGAGUUUGAGCCAGCCCCAGGUCCGCAUCUGAAUGGACAGCAGCACUCGCAGCAUUACGAAAAUUCCGACUACACUGUACACAACCUGCAAGGCGGCGGCGGUGGCGGUGGCGGAUAUCUGGUGGAUAAUGGACUGCGCAGCAUUGCCAAGGGAUCGGCGGAUACAGCCAACUCGGCAGUGGCCAGUCAGAAUGCGGCCGGGAAGCAGGCAUCGUACGUGGCCAAGAGUACUCUGGCCCAGGCAGCGGCACAGGCAGCCGGCACAGCCGUCGCUGUGCUCAAGGGCAAGGAGGUGCUCCUGCACCGACUGGAGGAUCAGAGCGUGGAGGCGCACAAGGCAUUGGAGAACGAGCUGACGCAGCUGCAGCAGGCCAAGCGAUCGGCGAAGGCUGCUCAAUAUGCGGCCCAGCAGGCCAUCAACCAUGUGAGCGUCCUCACGGCGGCACUGAACAAUGCCCAAUCCGCAUCGGAGCUCGCCCAAAAGUCCGCGUCCGAGGCAGCCGCUGAAUUGGCCUCCCAAAUCGAUAUGGUGGCGCAGGCCAAGACCAAACUGGAGCAAGCCGAGUCGCACGCCUACGCUGCCCGCUUGGACUAUGAGGAGACUCGCGAUUCGGCGGAGAAGGCCACGCUGUCCGCGCAGGAGGCGCAGAUCAAUGCCAACGAUGCUGCUGUGCACGCCAAUGUGGAGCUAAGUGAAGCGGUUUACAUUCAUGAUAAAAGCGAUCGCAAUGUGGUUGAACCGGCACCGGCAUCGGCCCCGUCCCUGGCUCGACGUCGUAGACGACCGUAAUACA
Molecule: messenger RNA, 1035 nt
Organism: Drosophila subobscura
Lineage: Eukaryota; Metazoa; Arthropoda; Insecta; Diptera; Drosophilidae
Exons: 1
Coding region: 39-1031 (330 amino acids)
Source: RefSeq, a predicted model, not a curated record